Messenger RNA from Rosa chinensis, 843 nucleotides. RefSeq names its product plant UBX domain-containing protein 3. The coding region runs from base 124 to 684 and encodes 186 amino acids. NCBI's taxonomy places the organism in Eukaryota, Viridiplantae, Streptophyta, Magnoliopsida, Rosales, Rosaceae. Gene Ontology annotation, molecular function: ubiquitin binding. The transcript has 4 exons. Gene Ontology annotation, biological process: nuclear membrane reassembly; autophagosome assembly; proteasome-mediated ubiquitin-dependent protein catabolic process. The record is from RefSeq and is a predicted model, not a curated record. Gene Ontology annotation, cellular component: nucleus; cytosol.
AUUAGCUGUGAGUCAGAGUGAUGACUGGUAGGUGAUAGAAGGAAAGACGUUCCGGUUCAGAUCAGCUAUAUCAGUCAAGUCAAGAAUCGAGAUCGCUCACUCUUUCUGGUUUCACAGAUAGCAAUGGCCUCGCAAAGUGGAUUCGAUGUGGAUUCGAUCUUUGAUCAAGCUAGGGAAUUGGGAACGUUAGAGGGACGGUUUGAUCCUCCUUCUGCUCCGCAGCAGCCCAAGACUGUUGUUCAUAACAUCAUUUUCUGGUCCGAUGGUUUCAGUGUAAAUGAUGGCCCGUUGAGGCAGUUGGACGAUCCUGAAAAUGCACCGUUCUUAGAGUUUAUCCGAAAAUCUGACUGUCCAAGGGAGUUACAGCCAGAAGAUAGAAGUACUGAAGUUCAUAUCAAUCUUAUAAGGCGGGACGGGAAAUGCCCGCAGGGCCUAGUUGUGGAUAAAAGUUUGCCAUGGACAUCAAUUCAGCUUAAGUUAGCUGAUGGCACUUGCAUGACUGCAGAAUUUAACUACCGUCACACAAUCAGUGACAUACGCACCUUUGUCGACACAUCUAGGCCCGGGAGUCCGAGUAAUUAUCAGUUGCUGGUGAUGGGGCGCCCUCCCAAAAUCCUCAAUGAUCCGACUCAAACAAUAGAAGAGGCAGAUCUUGCCCGUUCGGUUGUGAUCCAGAAAUUCUAGUCAGCUGCUCCUUUAUAUUUUAUUCUGGUUGAACUUUUUAUGUGCAAGGUAUUUAAGAGCGUGAACUUUUACUCUUGGAGUUUCAGUGUACAUGUACAAUGUUCGUCAAGAAGGUUGAUUCUGUUCAAUAAAAUUUGAACAAAGUUUUUUUUUAUUUAA